Messenger RNA from Trichoderma virens Gv29-8, 6315 nucleotides. RefSeq lists its product as uncharacterized. The transcript is spliced from 3 exons. NCBI's taxonomy places the organism in Eukaryota, Fungi, Ascomycota, Sordariomycetes, Hypocreales, Hypocreaceae. The record is from RefSeq and is a predicted model, not a curated record. The annotation marks the transcript as partial. Gene Ontology annotation, cellular component: cytoplasm.
CGUUCUCUGCGCGAAAAGUUCAACGUCGACACUCACACUGGCGGCGUAUCGUUGAGCGUCCCCAUACAGACAUCACUAGGGCGCAGUGGCUUUGGUCCUUCACUGGAUCUCGUGUAUAAUUCUGGAUCAGCCAGCAGCAAUGGCGUUUUUGGCUUGGGGUGGAGUUUGUCAGGUGUUGACAGCAUCUCUCGCAAGACAUCUGUUAUGAUUCCCGUUUACGACGACGACCAGGAUACUUUUGUUCACUCUACAGUUGGUGAUCUUGUCCCCAUAGUAGACACUGGCUCUGGAAAGCCUGUCGAGAGAGAUGAUGAGCUGGAUGGUAUCAAUUAUCGUGUUAGACCCUAUCGACCACGCGUGGAAUCGGAUCCUAUUCGCGUUGAGCGCUGGGUGAGUCAAGAUGGCUCUGAUGAAAUGCAUUGGAAGACAAUGUCCUCCAAUGGCAUUACAGUUAUCUUUGGCAAAGACGCUCAAUCUCAAAUCUCAUCUAACCGCGGAAAUGAUGACAAAGGAGAUCAUAAAUUAGUAUUCACAUGGCUAGGGUGCGAAAUAUACGACAGGAAUGGGAACCACAUGAUAUUUUCGUACAAGAGCGAGUCCACAGAUAAUCUAGCGGCAGCUUUCGACGACAACAUGAGAGCAUACGAGAAUCAUCGGAAUGCCACCACCCAACGCUAUCUCAAGUCAAUCAAAUAUGGUAAUAAGACGCCAAACCGCAAUUUGAAGGAUUGGACAAAGGUGCUCCCACCACCGCAAGACGACCCAUGGUACUGGAUGUUCGAAGUCGUCUUUGACUAUGGUGAACACGCUGGGGAGUCGCCCACUACAAAAGAAGAUUCGCAGGGAUGGGCACUUCGUCCAGACCCAUUUUCUUUUUACAAUAGUGGCUUCGAAAUUCGCACUUACCGACGUUGCCAGCGUGUGCUCAUGUUCCACCAUUUUCAAGAGUUGAAGUCCCAAGAUUAUCUCGUUGCUGCAACUGAAUUCAAUUAUGACGUGGAUCCCAAGUCCGGAGCGUCUGUUCUCCGGUCUUGCGUUCCGUGUGGCUACCAAUGGGACGAGACUGGCACAAAUUUGUCGUGUCUUCGACUGCCGGCCAUUGAGUUUGAAUAUUGGACGGCUCCAGAUAUUGCUGAUCUGGGCGUGGAAGAACUCCAAUUGGAUCUAGCUGGGCUGUCUACUCCCACAGUGCAAUGGGUUGAUUUGAAUGGCGAUGGCGCUCCUGGCAUCCUUGCACAUGGACCGGGCGUGGGAUGGUACUACUAUCAAAACAAUAGCUGUGAUACACCAAGCUUUAUAGGUCCCCAGUUAGUAUCCCCGAUUCCGAAUCUAACUGAGUCAGAUGACUGGAACUUUGAGGACUUGACUGGAGACGGGCACUUGGACGUGGUGGUGGCAUCCUCCAAGAACCAGAUGAACGGCUUUUAUGAGCACCGGGAUGGCGAAAAAUGGGCAGAUUUUGUACCCUUUCGUUCAUUUCCAAAUGUUGACUUCGCCACGGAUCCGGAUGUUCACAAGGUUGAUCUUAAUGGUGACGGCCAUGCUGACCUCUUGCUACUUCAGUAUCGGAAUGACAAUGAGUUUAUCUGGUAUCCAUCACUCGGUCGCGAGGGAUAUGACGCUGAAUACCGUACAAGAGGGGCACCAGGCUUGCCCUCGGGAGAAUCAAAUCUCACGGUACUUUGUGAUAUGGUAGGAGAUGGUCUUAGUGACAUUGUCUCUAUAUCUAACAGCAGCGUCCGCUAUUGGCCUAACAUGGGCCACGGGCGGUUCGGUCGUCAAGUUGUCAUGAGCAAUGCCCCGUUUCUAGCCGAUGAUGUUAGCUUCUCAACUCAACGCAUCCGUAUGGCCGAUAUCACCGGGACUGGAACUACCGACAUGAUCUAUCUCCCACCAGAGGGUGGUGCUCACAUAUAUUAUAACCAAUCUGGAAAUUGCUGGAGUCGUGCCCAUGUGUUGGAUUCAUUCCCUGUAUUGGAUCGUUCGUGCGCCACUGAUGUGCUGGAUAUUGGCGCCCGUGGUACGCAAUGCCUCUGCUGGACAUCAGAUCUCCUGAGCGGCGGCCCUGGAUUAACCACAGUACGAUUCUUUGACUUGAUGGGAGGGUGCAAAUCGGGGUUGCUGAAGAAGUGUUCGAAUGGAAUUGGUGGCCAAAUUGAGAUGGCUUAUCGCUCCUCUACUCAAUAUCAUAUGGAUGAUCAGCGUGCCGGGAGGAGCUGGAAAAGACGCCUACCAUUCCCAAUCCACUGCGUAGAGCGUGUCAUCACCAGAGAUCUUAUUGCCCAGACAGCCUAUACUAUGCGCUACGCCUACCACAAUGGCUACUAUGACCCAGUUGAACGGCAUUUUUGCGGCUUUCAGAUGGUGGAGGAAUGGGACGCCGAGGAUUUGGCUGCCUCAAAAUCAUCUCAGAAGAAGUUUCAGAGACCUCCAGUUCACACAAAGAGCUGGUAUUAUUUAGGCUUGCAGCAGAUGGACGAAGUUAUUGUGCUUCCCGAGUACUACCAUGUCGAUGUUCAGGACGCAUACAGAGCACUCUCAGGCCAGAGGCGCCGACAAGAAGUCUUUGGCGCCGACAGUUCUACUAAAACUCCAGUUCCGUACCUCGUCUCUCAACAAACAUAUGAGGUAGUGAUGCGUCAAGGUAUUCCUUCAGGACAACGGUAUGGAAUCUUCCGAGUACAUGGUCGCGAAGAACUCACAUGUCAUUACGAAAGAGACAUGAGUGAGGGCCUAGUACAGCACUCCUUGACGCUGCAAACAGACGACUAUGGAAAUGUCUGCAAACAAGUGGUUGUGAAUUAUGGGAAGCUCGAGAGUAACCUGGAAAAUGAUGAUGAUCGUAGGAAACAGCAAGAAACCGUUAUAUCCUACACGGAAUCAGAUUAUACAAAUGCUAUCGAUCCUACUUUAUCAACAGCCUCAGAGCAUUCUGGCUACUUUCAAACACCCCUUCCAUCCGAAAUUCGCCAAUACCGUAUACUUCCGGGAUCCGAAUGGGCUUGCAACUCGCCAAAUCGAUACACCUGGGAAACUUUGAAUGCAUCGCUACCAGGAAUAGACGAAGUUCCAAUUCAUGAAACCCCCAGUGGAGGUUCGGAAAAAGGCCUCGCAGUACUCGUUUCUAAAAAUCGUACCUUGUACAGCAAGGCGGAUCUCACCGGCCCAUUACUACUGCAUAAGCUGGAGCCAUUCUCGAUCGACUACCAGAGCUAUCAGUUUGCCUUUACCAAUAAGCUUCUGGAAGCGGCCCUGAAAGACGGCGAAUCUUUGCUGAUCAAUCCAGGAAAGCUCGCUGAGGAGUUGUCUAAGGGUGGUUACGUGCAGCUACCCGAAUUAGACGGUCAAAAUGAUGAGUGGUGGGCUCCAUCAUCUCGCAAACUAUUCAAGCAAAGCAUGAACGAUGAUAGUCCAGAGAAUAAUCUGGACAUUGCCAGGUCUCAUUUCUACAUUUCCAAUGCGGAAAUCAAUCAAUUUGGCUACGUCUCUCACCAGGAGAUGGACCAAUUUCAGCUUCUCUUGGUGAAAUCUGUCGACGCGGUGAAGAACGUGACAGUAUUUGACAAUAAUUAUGUGUAUUUGAAGCCUAAAUUGGUCACUGAUGCCAACUGCAAUCGAAUUGAAACUGUAUUUGACCCAUUUGGGCGUCCCUUGGGUAUCGCAGUCGCAGGAAAACAGACGGAGACGCUCGGGGACAGUCUCGAUGGCUUCUUGAGUGCACCAACUGAGGAACAGCUAGAACAGUUCUUCAACGACCCCUCAGGACCAAUAGCUGCACAGCUCUUGGGUAAUGCAGGGCGUAGAUUCAUAUAUCACGAUCACUUUCAGCAGGAUUCGGAGCCGGCAAAUAUGUUACCAAGUUUUCAGGCAGAGCUUGUACGUGACACCCAUUAUAAGAAUGAUGACGGUCAACCUGUUUCUUCGCAAAUUUCUGUCAACUUCGUCUAUCUUGAUGGCCACAGUGAGGCAAUUCAGGAAGCUUCUCUCUCUGGAAGCGACAUAGCCACUGAGAAAUGGCGCCUCACCGGCUGGGCUAUCCGAGAUAACAAAGGCCAGGUUGUUAAGCAGUUCCUGCCAUCCACAGCCGCAACGCACAGAUUCCGCCCUCAGGCAGACAGUUCACAAGCCCCCGCCACAACGCUGCUGCGAGAUCCCCUGGAUCGUGUAGUUGCGGUGGUGAAUGCUGAUCAUACCUGGACCAAAACCAGGUUUACAGCGUGGACGCAGGUUGACUUUAACGCAGGAGCCACUGUCAAGAUUGACGAUCCAGCCGCUGAUGCGGAUGUAGGCAACUACUUUACUAUGCUGGACCGCGAUUCGUAUUUUCCAACCUGGUACAACAGCCAAGAGACUCCUCGUGAAGCAGCUUCCAAGUCUAAGAUAUAUCACGACACACCAAAAACCAGCCAUUCAGAUGCCGUAGGACGAGGAAUUCUGCGAGAUGCUCUAGAUCGUGUUGUAUCAGUGACCAAAUACGACUUGCUCGGGCAUCCGCUACACAGAAUUAGCAUGGACAGCGGAAGUGCAUGGAAUCUACCCAACUGUUUGGGUUCACCAUUUUUAUCUUGGACUGGCCGAGGUAUCCGACACCGCAAUUCGUACGACGGGGUUGGGAGAGUAGAGAGUGUCAAGAUUCAGCUAUCUCCUUCAACCCCGGAGAUUACGGUGGUGAAGAAUAUAUAUGGAGAAGGCCGGCCAGACUCCUUGACAAACAAUCUCAACGGCAAGCUUUAUCAAACGUAUGACCAAUCCGGACUACAAACCAACAAUCGCUUUGACUUCCACGGCAGCUGCAUCGAAUCAUCUAUUAAAUACGCUGUCGAGUAUAAAAAGACGUUAGAUUGGUCCGUAGAAGCCAACAACGCGUUAGAAGAUACCGAGUACAAGACCAAGACUUUGUUCAACGCCCUCGGCCUCAUCGUUUACACAGAAGAUUCUGGUGGAGAAAGCAUACGGCGCACGUACGACGUCGCUGGCCAUGUAAAGACUCUCAAAUCUUUCGCCAAAGACGGACAGACUGUCACAUCCUCUGUUGACAAUGUCUCAUAUACUGAAGAUGACAAAGUGUUGUCAAUUAAUUACGGCAAUGGAUCUCUCACUACGCAUCAAUAUGACCCAAAAACACGACUACUAGUCGGAACAAUCACAAAGCGCUCUAGCGACGAGGCUGUCCUAGAGGACAUUUCGUACAUGCAUGAUUGCAUCGGAAAGGUAAUCAAGAAGACUAACAGCGUCGAGGAAACCAUUUAUUUCAAUAACUGCGUUAUAUCUCCUUCACAAGAGUAUCGCUAUAACCCGCUUGGGCAACUCAUCAAAGCCACAGGUCGUGAGCAGGUUGACGCUUCUAGAAGUGGUCAAAAGCGCUUACGUCCGCAUGAUGCAACCUCUUCAAGAAGCAAUAAAAUUCCCGGAGACGGCCGUCAGAUGGUUGAGUACAUUGAGACUUAUGAGUACGAUCUGGGAGAAAAUAUCAUGAAGGUAAAGCAUGCUCCACGAGCAGCAAAAGAUUACUCUGGUUGGACACGGACAUAUGUAUAUGAUGAGCCCAGUUGCAUAGACAAAGCUGUGAAAAGUAAUAGGCUGAGCAGCACAGCCAUCGGAAACGUGACGGAAACCUACCAAUACGACGAUGAUGCAGGUCGCAACGGUUGCAUAACGUCCAUCCCUGGCUACACAGCGCUCUCCUGGAAUCACAACGACAAGCUGCGUUCGUUCUCAACACAAAGGGUCUCGAAAGAAGAUGCAACGCCAGAGACAACGUGGUACAUCUACAAUGCUCGGGGUGACAGAACCCGAAAAGUCACCGACGGAGCAUCAAGGGGCGAUGAUGCUUCGACUGUUGUAAGGAUCAAGGAGACGCGGUACCUUCCCAUGAGAGAUGUCUUCACCACGUAUCAUGGAGACGGGCUCUCGGUAUCUAACCAGAUCACCACAACAACUAUUGGCGACUCAAGUCUUUCUGGGACGCCAAUUAUGAUGCUUGAACACAACGCCAAUACACAGGAGCAAGUAAUUCGAUACCAGAUAAGCCAUAAUCUCGAACUUGACGACACCUCCCAAAUUCUCUCCUACGAAGAAUACUCUCCUUUUGGAUCAAGCACAUACCAGGCUCUCAAUAAGGGUAUCCCUCGCAAGUACCGCUUCAUGGGCUACGAAAAAGAUAGGGAAAGCGGUCUUUAUGCCUGUGGUGCAAGAUAUUACGCUCCAUGGCUAGGGCGCUGGACUUCUCCGGAUCCAAUUGGCCCGGAAGAUGGACUCAAUCUGUAUGCCUAUGUAGGAAAUGAUCCGGUUAAUUUCCAUGACCAGCAAGGCACG